Emiliania huxleyi CCMP1516 is the source of this 447-nucleotide messenger RNA. RefSeq lists its product as hypothetical. The transcript is spliced from 2 exons. Gene Ontology annotation, molecular function: microtubule binding; microtubule motor activity; ATP binding. The record is from RefSeq and is a predicted model, not a curated record. The annotation marks the transcript as partial. Gene Ontology annotation, biological process: microtubule-based movement; mitotic spindle organization. NCBI's taxonomy places the organism in Eukaryota, Haptophyta, Isochrysidales, Noelaerhabdaceae.
CUGCUCGCCAGCGGCGCCGCGGCGCGCGCCACCAGCAGCACGCGGCUCAACGAGCACUCGUCGCGGUCACACGCGGUGCUCUCGGUGGAGCUGAGUCUGGCGGACCCGAAGAGCGAGGGCGCCUCCGGCAAGCUCCGGCCCAAGCUCACCUUUGUCGACCUCGCCGGCUCGGAGCGCCCCAAGCGCGCCGGCACCGAGGGAAAGGUGCGGCAGGAGGGCAUCCAAAUCAACCUGUCGCUCUUCCACCUCAACCACGUGCUCCACGCGCUGGGCACGCGCGCGGCGCACGUGCCGUACAACGGCUCCUCCCUCACCAAGGUCCUCGCCGGCCGCCUCGGAGGCGCCGCCCAGACCCUUACGCUCAUGCUCGCCUGCGCCUCGCCGGCCGAGCCGAAUGCGGUCGAGACGCUCUCGACGCUCUACACCGUCUCGCGCGCGCGGACGAUC